UUUUUAGUGCAUAAAUGCAUGCAUAUUCAAGACUUUUUUAGUGCAUGAAAUUCACAGCCCUGAUUAUAAGAAUACCCACGAUGCGAAAUAUGUGCGACUUUUAUUUCUGAUAAUAUAUGAUAGUGACAGACUUGAAAACCAAAUGGAGACACAUAAGAGACCAUUACUCAAAAUUUAUAAAUCAGGGGAAAAGUGGUGAUAGUGCUAAAAAAAAAAAAUAUGUAUAUGCAGAAUCACUCUCAUUUCUGCAGCAUGUAAUCAAAAAGAGAAGAACGACAGGUAAUUUUGAUGAAAAUGUACAUGAAGAAGGAGAAGGAGAAAAUAUCAGCGGAGAAGAUUCGUCACACGAGCUAGAGAUAUAUGAUGAAACUAUACCAGCUCAAUCGGAUAGAUAUUCUACUCCAAAAAGUAAAAAACAAAAUAAAUGCAAGGUACAAAAAAUAACACAAUUUCAAAGAGAAUUAUUAAAAAAUUUAUCUACUUCCGAGGAAGAUGUCACAUCUGAUCCUGAUAAGGCAUUUUUAUUUUCCUUAUUACCCGAUUAUAAACGUCUUAACUAUGAGCAAAAAACAGAUUUUCGUCUCAUGACUUUACAGUAUUUUAGGAACAUAUCAUUAGGAUCUAAUCAAUUACAACCAACUCCGCCAUCUUAUAACAUUAAUCAAAACACUACUCGAAUUCCCCCGAUCCAAACUCAAUAUUCAAAUGUAUAUUCUUCAGAGUUCAACCCUGGUUUGGGGUACAAUCAAAAUCAUAAUCUUAUGCCACAACGCCCACAACCCUUGCCAUAUACUAGCUCAUAUAAUUAUACAUCUGAUCAAUCUCAACAACCUAAUACCAGUGGAGAAAUGUACGGAAAUUUUGAUAUUAUAAAUAAGUAGAGGUAGGUAAUAAUAUUAUAUUUACUGCAAUUUAA
This is a messenger RNA of Melanaphis sacchari, 916 nucleotides long. RefSeq lists its product as uncharacterized. The record is from RefSeq and is a predicted model, not a curated record. Gene Ontology annotation, molecular function: DNA binding. The transcript has 3 exons. Bases 117 to 881 code for a protein of 254 amino acids. NCBI's taxonomy places the organism in Eukaryota, Metazoa, Arthropoda, Insecta, Hemiptera, Aphididae.